AUAUAAAACUCCUGCCUUGCGGCCUUAGUUGCCGCCACUGGGGGGACACUUAGAAAGCUCACAAGUUGGAUCUACAUGGGGAAGCCAUUUCACUCCAUCCCACGCGACAUCGACUCAACUUUUAUGCAAAAGAAUCCCCGAAUAUUGUUGAAGCUGUAGCAACUUGUUCUCGUCCUCCCCCAUCUGGUAUAACUAUCGCGCCAACUAUGAGCAAUUGCCUCCGCGCUUGCAGAUAGCCUCGUUGUCCCCUGACGUCGUUGCGCCCACCCAAAACAAAUGCUGAUCGGGUCGACGGGAUUGGGUGUGAAGGUAGAACACCACACAGAGGGAGCAGAAGGGUCGUAAGGAGCUGUGGGAGAAUUACAAGAUGGCCUGGCAACAGCUGUCGGGAAUGGGAAGUGGUGGAAAUGGCGGCAAUGGACCAGCAGAUGCUGCACAGCAGCAGGCGAACCAACAACCCCAGGGCACCGAGUACACAUUACAAGGUGCGUUUGGAGAGCUGGAGUAGUAAAAAUAUAUGGGGUAGUGCUGACAGUUCACUAGGUGUAAUGCGCUUCCUCCAAACUGAAUGGCAUCGACAUGAGCGAGACCGAAAUGCCUGGGAGAUUGAGAGGCAGGAGAUGAAGGGCCGAAUUGCGCGCUUGGAAGGAACUACACGUAAAGCGGACAGCUCUAACAAAUCGCUGAAAAAAUAUGUGAGCAUGUUGGAGAAAGCCUUGAAGGAGAGAGAUACGCAGGUCAAGGCACUCAAAGCGGGCAAGGAUGUUAAUAUCGAAUCUAUACGCGAUCAAAAAGAGCGGGAGAGUGUUGAUUUCAAAAAGAGACGUAAGUCUAUGUUUAUUGGGGGUCUCCAGAAUUCGGCUAAUACAUGUGUGAAGCCACUCAAGUCAAACCUCACAACUCUUUCCUAGUAGUGGAUGGCGAAGUCGAAGGUGCACCUGAAGGAGAAUUAGAUGUGGCAGAAGACGACCCUGAUAGGGGAAAUGUCAAAGGUUUCAUGGACAAAACAGAGCGGGAGCUCACCUACCUGAUGGUUUCCCCAUCGAAUCCAUUGCCUCCGCGAGAAGCUCUUCCACAAGAGGAGAUAUUUCUUCAACCACCAUCAUUUGGUCCUGCACCUGGGCAACAAAGUUUGGAAGAUAUUUACCAACAGCAACCCCGACAAAAGAGUAUGCGCGAGCCAAAUAUGGUUCGUCCUACUCCAACUCCAAACCCACCACCAGUACCAUUGACCUCGAGUCUGGCUGUGAGAAAUCCAGAACCAGUACCGAUGUCUCGAUCACUGGCAGACCAACAACCACUACCUCAGCCUUCGCAACCCCAAGAAUGGUCAUCGACAUUUCAAGUCGCUGAACAGCCCCAAGAAGAGCCAGUCACAAAGAUUAAUCACACAUUUGAUUCCUAUGGAAGAGCAGUUGAUACUGUAGAACCAGCGGAGAAAGAACCUCCCACCGAAGCCGACGGUUGGGAUUUCAAUGAAUCGGCACAGUUUCCAGAGGAAGUUAAACCUACUCCACAAAGACCCGACACAGAUUUAUUUCCCAUUGCUCAAGAUACACCCAAAUCACCCAAUCGCACGCCAGGUUCACAUCGGAGGAAAGGUUCAAUGUCUAGACGGAAAAGUGCAGAUCCUGAAUUAUCCCUGAACCCGGCCCAAAAGGCGGAUGGUGGUAGCUUCAGGGUGAGGUUUGGUUUACGCGGGCAUUUAGAUGCAGUAAGAUCCGUGAUUUUUAGUGGUGGCGGAAGCCCUGGUGAACCCGAGAUAUGCACGGCGGGAGACGACGGGACGAUCAAGCGAUGGAUUAUACCAGCUCGCUAUGACACUCAACCAGGGAUGCAUGCGGCCCUAAGUGACCUGGACAUCCAGAGUUACUUUACACACCGCGGUCAUACUGGAGCUGUGAUGUGUUUGACAUCAUGGUCACCUUCUCAGAAUUUCUCUAGUGGUGGUCGAGCACAGGGUGAUGGUUGGAUAUUUUCUGGUGGUCAAGAUGCAACUGUACGAGUAUGGGAGCGAGGUAGAGUGGAUCCAAAAGCAACGCUCGACGGCCAUACUGAUGCCGUUUGGACUGUAUGCGUGUUGCCGGGUACUUCAGGAUCAAUAUUUGGACCAAACAAUCAAUAUGGUGGUCCUGAUCGUAUUAUCUUGGCAACUGGAGCUGCAGAUGGGGUGGUCAAAGUAUGGUCUGUCAGCGCACCACCUCAGUUGGUGUCACCACAAGCAGGAAGCGGCCGCAGAGGAGGUCGCGUUCGUGGAAAUUCCAUGUCCUCUGGAUCAGCUUUCCUAUCCUCACCUCAACCUAGUGUUGCAUCCAACUCGCCGUUCAACUACACGCUCAUUCAUUCCAUCGAGAGAGCGAACAGUAAAGCUUCGCCAACAUGCAUCACGCCGCUAUCAGCUUCCAGCGAUGCUUUUGUGGUAUCAUACUCUGAUGCCGCAGUUCUGGUUUACGAUACUCGAACUGGAGAGGAAGUUGCAUCAAUGGCCAGUCUGGAAACUUAUAAUGGCACUGAUGGGAGUGGAGUAAAUGCUAUUGUUGCAACUACCAACGGACUGGAUGGAUCAUUAAGCUUCGACUCUGGAAGAGCACUUUCGGAAGAGGAUGGAGUUGUAGGAGGAGCCACAGGAUCCAGUGGUGGCGUGGAAGGAAUUAUCAUCAGUGGACAUGAGGACCGGUAUAUUCGCUUCUACGACGCGAAUAGUGGUAAGUUACCCUCUACUAAAAUAACCCGGAACUCAUCACCACCAUCGUCGCACUACCCUAUCCCUGGACUUUCCACUGACCAAAAUCUCCCAGGACAAUGCACAUACAACAUGCUCGCCCACCCGGCAGCCAUCUCAUCCCUUUCCCUCUCCCCUGAUGGAAGGGAACUCGUGUCCGCUGGUCAUGAUGCCAGUCUACGCUUCUGGAGUCUGGAGAAGCGGAGUUGUACGCAGGAGAUUACUAGUCACAGGUUAAUGAGAGGGGAAGGGGUUUGUUCGGUGGUUUGGAGUCAGGAUGGCCGGUGGGUGGUCAGUGCUGGGGGUGAUGGGGUGGUGAAGGUUUUUGCCAGGUGAGGCGAUAGCCGUAAUUGAUGGUAUGGGUGAUGGUAUGAGGAUAUGAUUAAUGGAAUGGAAUGGAAUGGAAUGAAAAGGGGUUGGGUACGAGAGGGGAUGAGGGAUCCGAUCGGUGGUCAGAUUCUUGAUCAUUAAUGGGUGGAUAUGAUGGGAUGAGUAUGGAUGGGAUGGGAUGGAAUGAUGUCAACAUUCAAGUCAAGUCAAGUCAAGUGGACAGACAACCCCCCUUGGGACAAGGACAAGGACAAGGAAAGAAUGAUAUCUUGGAUUCCUUUUUUUUUGGUGUGUGUGAUUUGUCUUUUUUUUUCUUCGUUGGGUUUGCGAUGAUGAGGGGAGAAAGGGGGUGUUUCCAACGAACAUGCGAGAGAAAAAUACCCAAAUUACUUACUACUUCAGCUUUUCUUUUCUUCUUUCUGUAUUACUUUUUCUUUUUUUUUUCUUCGUUUUUUUUCUUCUUUCUUUCUUUUUUUGGGAUUUGCUAUGUACGUCUUGUCGUUAGGCAUUUGCAUUUGCAUUAGGGGAGGGAGGAGGGGGCAGAAAUAUUAGGUAUAUAUAUUUAUAUAUGUAUGUAGGUAGUGUAUUGUACGAUAUGAUAUGAUAUGAUAUAAUAUGGGAG
Hymenoscyphus albidus is the source of this 3674-nucleotide messenger RNA. Lineage: Eukaryota; Fungi; Ascomycota; Leotiomycetes; Helotiales; Helotiaceae. The record is from the annotation of a GenBank genome assembly.